Messenger RNA from Cryptosporidium muris RN66, 1431 nucleotides. RefSeq names its product protein kinase domain-containing protein. Gene Ontology annotation, biological process: protein phosphorylation. The coding region runs from base 1 to 1431 and encodes 476 amino acids. The record is from RefSeq and is a predicted model, not a curated record. NCBI's taxonomy places the organism in Eukaryota, Apicomplexa, Conoidasida, Eucoccidiorida, Cryptosporidiidae. The transcript has 7 exons. Gene Ontology annotation, molecular function: protein kinase activity; ATP binding.
AUGCCAAAUAACAGCUAUAAUACUAACAAUAGUAGGGAGAUACAAAGUAAGCAUGACUCCAAAAUUGAGAAUUUUAAGGUUAAUGAAAAAGUUGGGCGUUAUAUAAAGAUCAGAGAGAUUGGAUCUGGAUCAUAUGGUAAGGCUAUCCUUGUUAAGGAUAUAUAUAAAGGGAAAGAAUAUGUAAUGAAAGUAAUAAAUGUUUCUAAACUUUCCCCAAGUGAGCGUAAAGAUGCUAUAAAUGAAGUGAAACUACUAAGUAGUGUGAGACAUCCUUGCAUUGUUUGUUUCCGUGAAUCAUUUGUUGAAGCAGGUUUGCUAAAUAUAGUUAUGGAGUAUGCAGAAAGAGGAGAUUUAUUUAGAAGAAUAAACGCACAAAAACAAUUGAAGAGAGGUUUUCUUGAAAGGCAAAUUGUUAGAUGGUUGACGCAAGCCUUGUUAGGACUAGCUUAUUUACAUAGUCGCAAAAUACUUCACAGAGAUAUAAAGAGUCAAAAUAUGUUUAUAUCAUAUUAUGGAUUAAAGAUUGGAGAUUUUGGAAUUGCAAAGACACUUGAGAAUACUGGAGCUUUUGCUAAGACUACAAUUGGAACUCCCUACUAUUUAUCUCCAGAAAUUUGUUCUUCAAAACCAUAUUCUUGGUCAUCUGAUAUUUGGGCUCUUGGAUGUGUUGCUUAUGAGAUGUGUUCUUUAAGAGUGCCUUUUGAUGCACCUAAUCUUAAAAUGCUAGUUGAGAAAAUUACAAAUGGAAUUAUUGCACCUAUAUCAAAUAUAUAUUCUUCAGGAUUACAAAAUGUAAUAAUGGAUAUGCUAAUUACAGAUAGUAAGCUUAGACCAACAGCAAGUGAACUUCUACAAUAUUCAAGAAUUGAGGCUGAACUUAAGCUAAUGAAAAGAGAGGCUAUCUCAAUAUGUAGAAACAAGUCUAGUAAUUGUGCUGCUGUUAGUUUUGCAACUUCUAUUAUUGAAGCAAUAAGUGCUGUUCAGGUAUGCUAUUAUGGUAGUAGCCCAACUUUAUCAAUUUGUUCUACAGUAUGUAGUCCGAUGUUUGAGGAUAAUUCGGUAAAUAAUCAAUUGGUAUUUAAUAUUGGGGGCAGAACCGCAAGUAGAAUGGAAGAGGUGGAAGAUGGAGUUAAUCUAAUCAAAUCAGAGAAAUACUAUACUCAAUAUAGUGAAGAGACUGAAUCCGAAAUAAAUCACAGUGAAUAUAAUGAACAGGAAACUAUUCUGAAUAGGGAAAAGACAUCAAAUAUAGAAUCUGUAGGAUCUGAGCAAUCUACAGAUGUACAAAUUUAUGUAUCAUCAAUUACAAACAAUGCUAAAGAUCCAAAAUCUGUUUAUUUGAAGCCAACAAGCAUCUUACUUGAUAAGAGUGGUUCUAAAAACAAGUCAAUACAAGCAUUCUCAUUUCGUGUUAAUAUGCCAUACAACUAG